AUGGGAGAUUCGCCAUACACCGCGUUAGCUGGAUCUAGUAGCCAGUCGCAAGGCUACCACGAGGGCUUUGUAAGCACUGCUGCUAUAGAGUCACAGCAAGUGAGAGUGAACAAGUAUGAAACUACACUCCCCUUGCGGGUGGAUCUGUUAUCUGCUCUAGCCUACUCCCUUGGACCAAUUUCUGGUGUCAUACUCUUGAUCUUGGAAACCAAAAAUGACUAUGUCCGGUUUCACGCUUGGCAAAGCUCAUUAAUAUUCUCUUUCAUGGUCUUGAUGCACUUUUUCUGGAUGUUCAUAUCAAGUGUCAUCUCUUGGCUGCUUUUCGUGGUCGAUUUGGGCCUCAUUGGAUGGUUAUCCUAUCAAGCGUACAUAAACGGUGACACGCUCUCCAGAUAUGAGUUACCGUAUAUCGGCCAGAUUGCAUCUCGCUGGGUGGACACUGAAUAA
This is a messenger RNA of Synchytrium microbalum, 447 nucleotides long. RefSeq lists its product as uncharacterized. The record is from RefSeq and is a predicted model, not a curated record. Bases 1 to 447 code for a protein of 148 amino acids. Lineage: Eukaryota; Fungi; Chytridiomycota; Chytridiomycetes; Synchytriales; Synchytriaceae. The transcript is spliced from 6 exons.